AUGAGCAAUCGUGCCUUACCGCUGCACCUUCUCCCCAAAUGCUCACGGCUGCAACUUGUGCUGUCGUCCUCGCCGCCCAUCGCCCAGUUCCUCCUGGCCGGACCCACUUCGUUUACGACCGCCACCACCACCUCCUCCUCCUCCUCCAACAGCAGCAGCAGCAGCGGCAGCAGUGGCCAUCGGCACAGCACCAUCAUCUUUGGCAGCGCGCGUGACAACCACGAGUUGUUUGACGAGUACCUGCAAGCUUCCGCGUGCACACGCUCGCCACUUCCUGGCCAGCGGCAGCGCCGGCGCAAGGACCGCGUUGUGUCUCGCAUCAAACGAGCAGCCAAGAGCGUCCGCAUCAAGUCUCGCUCCCCAGGCGCUGACCGCCAGCGCAACCACUCGGCAUCCCCUGCCGGGCCAUCGUCGCUGCAGUCGACCAUCUCGUUCACACAGCUGGCCAGCACGCUUCCAGACAGCGUGGCCCCAACACCAACACACACGCACACACGCCACUCGCACAACAACCACCAACACCAGCAGCAGCAGCAGCAACAGCCACAACAGCAACAGCAGCAUCAUGGCGCUUCAUCAUCAUCAUCAUCGUCACCGCCGGGGCGACCAAGCACGCGGCCCCACUCACUGCCACCGCAGGAGGGCGAGUGGACGCCGACACCGCCACCACGUCGCAGAUCACGCAAGACAGCGGCACGCUCCAUGCUGGCACAGCACGCGCCGCACACGCCAUCGCAGCCGCCCCCGAGGCCACCAGCACCACAAUCACCAGCCACGCGUGCAACAACAGCAUCCGCAGAGUCAUCAGCACCACCCUCGUCGCCUGCAACUACAACUGCAAGAACAUCCACUGGAUGUUAGCGUGUGCUUGUUUCUGCUUGAUGCUGGUGCUAUUGCAAUUUACACUGGAGGGUGAUGGACCCGAAACACGCGCACAUCUGGCGGCGUGCCACUGCGUGGUUACCAGGCUUCGCACAGCUGGUUGUAAUACGGUUAUUACACGGGUGUCGUGGUCUUGUCACUUGAUCAUAUCGCUUGUAUAUAUGCGCAAGACACGCAGCAAUAAACGGCAAAUGAUUCCAG
Molecule: messenger RNA, 1083 nt
Organism: Salpingoeca rosetta
Lineage: Eukaryota; Choanoflagellata; Craspedida; Salpingoecidae
Exons: 3
Coding region: 1-861 (286 amino acids)
Source: RefSeq, a predicted model, not a curated record